GCUGCAGCGCUAGUCUCCAAGUAGAACCGGUUCGGCGUGGCGGUUGAUGUGUGCGUUAUAUGUAAUACAACGACUAUAAGAACGCGAGCCUUAUUUUAUUAAGAGGAAACGUUAGUCAUAUUUUGAUGCCGCCAAGCUCUAAUUUAACUGCUUGACAGCUCAGUUAAAACCAUGGAACUUACUGACGCGGCUCCUUGGCUGUCUCGCUGCUGCGUACCUGCGUCGUCCGUUGACCAUUAAACUGAAUCACGUUUCAGUCUCGACAAGUGCUUUAGUGACACACCCAGACUUUGGACACUGCGUACCGGCCUCCGCAUACUACUGGUUAUCGUUAACAGAGUCGCUCGUGUGUAUUUGGGCGAGGGCUGGGUGGUGAAAUUGGUGGCAACUACUUGUCUCCACUCUGUUACGUGUCAUCAUCAUCAUCAUCAUCAGUUCUCUGCUGCGGAGUCGUCCGAGCCAUGACAAUGCGCCCGCUGCUUGCGCGGACCCUUGUCUGAAUGGAUGUCAGCGGAUCAUGGAUAUCGGUUUCUCCACUCUAUGCUUCCAACGUAAACGCGCUCUAAAUGGAUGAGGAACUAGACAGCCGCAAAGUCAACAACAGCUUCCUUCGCGAUCACAACUAUGCAACCGAAGCUGACAUCAUAUCCACGGUCGAGUUCAACUCCACCGGAGAGCUCCUGGCCACGGGGGACAAAGGAGGUCGUGUGGUGGUGUUCCAGAGAGAACAGGAGAGUAAGAACCAGCCCCACCGACGAGGGGAGUACAAUGUUUACAGCACCUUUCAGAGCCACGAGCCUGAGUUCGACUACCUGAAAAGCCUGGAAAUUGAGGAGAAGAUCAACAAGAUCCGCUGGCUGCCUCAGCAAAAUGCUGCCUACUUCCUCCUCUCCACCAAUGACAAAACCGUCAAGCUGUGGAAGAUCAGCGAGAGGGACAAGAGGCCAGAGGGCUACAACCUAAAGGAUGAGGACGGCAGGGUGAGGGACCCCUCCACCAUCACGGCCCUGAGGGUGCCGGUGUUGAGGCCCAUGGACCUGAUGGUGGAGGCCACACCUCGCCGAGUAUUCUCCAAUGCGCACACCUACCACAUCAACUCAAUCUCAGUCAACAGUGACUAUGAGACAUACAUGUCCACAGAUGACUUGAGAAUCAACCUGUGGAACCUGGAGAUCACCAACAGAAGCUUCAAUAUUGUAGACAUUAAGCCAGCCAAUAUGGAAGAGCUGACUGAAGUGAUCACAGCAGCAGAGUUUCACCCCAACCACUGCAACACAUUCGUCUACAGCAGCAGUAAGGGCUCCCUACGGCUGUGUGACAUGCGCGCAGCGGCACUCUGUGACAACCACUCCAAAUUCUUUGAGGAGCCAGAGGACCCCAAUAAUCGCUCCUUCUUCUCAGAGAUCAUCUCCUCCAUCUCAGAUGUCAAGUUCAGCCACAGUGGUCGCUACCUAAUGACCCGUGACUACCUCACCGUAAAGGUGUGGGACCUCAAUAUGGAGAGCAAACCUCUGGAAACUUACCAGGUCCAUGACUACCUGAGAAGUAAGAUGUGCUCUCUCUACGAGAACGACUGCAUCUUUGACAAGUUUGAAUGUGUCUGGAAUGGGACUGACAGUGUCCUCAUGACGGGCUCCUACAAUAACUUCUUCCGCAUGUUUGAUCGUAACACUAAACGUGACGUGACACUGGAGGCGUCGCGGGAAAACAGCAAACCUCGAGCCAUCCUCAAGCCGCGCAAGGUGUGCAUGGGUGGCAAGCGUCGUAAAGAUGAGAUCAGCGUGGACAGCUUGGACUUCAGUAAGAAGAUUCUCCACACAGCCUGGCACCCAUCCGAGAACAUAAUUGCUGUGGCCGCCACCAACAACCUCUAUAUAUUCCAGGACAAAGUCAACUAGCAUGCAGCUCUGAGGUGCUUCAUCAUCCCAGACAGACUGGCACCACUCGUCAAUGGGAACUGGUAGAUUUAAGGACUUAUGGGCAGUGACUCCUGCUUUCGGGGAGCAACGUUUGAUUGAGCAUUUCUGGCCUCACAGCAGAUUGUAACCACUGCUAUGAAUCCCAUGUACUGUACAUUUCAGGUUACUACAAAACCCUGAAGAAUGCUAGUGGCUGUUGCCUGUUCCUUUUGAUUUAGUUCUCCCUUUCUCCAAGUCUCCCUUUGCUGUAGAUUUUAAUUUGGUAUGCACAGCAAUACAGUGGAGAUAUUUCUGCAUUUCAUUGCAAUGUAGAGUGUUUUUUUGUUUUUUUAAAUCAUCUGAGCCCAAAUACUCCAACCGGUUCUUUUUUGGCAGGACUAAAGGUUAUCUGAUGGAAGGCUGGAUGCCAGACUGCCUUGGCCUUUAGGUGCCCAUCAACCAUACCCUGAUCCCCUUUUAUUUAUUCCCCAUUUUAGUUCACGAAGGUGCAUGCAUCAUUUCAACAGUCUGGGUUGGAAGGUGCACCAGGGAACUGUUUUAAGAUGGAAGAAAAACAAUGUAGCACUGUACUGCUUUUGUUCUAAUUUUCUAAGGAAACUUUAAAAAGUGUAAUAAAAAAAACAAGAGGAACCAA
Messenger RNA from Electrophorus electricus (electric eel), 2553 nucleotides. RefSeq names its product protein phosphatase 2, regulatory subunit B, beta b (gene ppp2r2bb). Gene Ontology annotation, molecular function: protein binding; protein phosphatase regulator activity. Gene Ontology annotation, cellular component: protein phosphatase type 2A complex. Lineage: Eukaryota; Metazoa; Chordata; Actinopteri; Gymnotiformes; Gymnotidae. The record is from RefSeq and is a predicted model, not a curated record.